AUGGAAACUGUUCAACAAUUUAAAGAACGUUUACGUAAUGAAUUAAAUAUACCGGUCGAACGCCAACGGCUGAUAUUUCAAGGAAAAGUUUUACAAGAUGAAACAAAACUUGCUGAUAGCAACAUUCAGAAUAAAACUGUUCAUUUUGUCGAACGUGCUGAACCACCUCCGUCACAAAACACUAACAAUGGGUCUUCUGGUGUAGCAUCUGAUAUCAAUACGAAUCAGUUAACGUUGGAUGAAAUCAAUGAAACAACUAGUGUAUUUAUCAAUUCAUUUCCAGGAGCCGUCAAUUUGAACACGAAUAAUGUUCAAGAUCUAGUUCAAAAUUUGUUGAAUGAUCUUGGCGAUAUUGGACGACAAGCUCGUGUCAACACAUCGAUAGCUUCUGAUGGUCAAGGUGUUGAUAUUCAAAUUGAUUUUGGCAGUGUCUCACAAUAUUUACAACAACAUGAGUUACGUGAACGGUUUCGUUCUAUUGGACGUAUGUUAUCUCGUUUACGUUUACGACUUAAUCGACUUGAGCAAUUAGUCGAAUCAAAUUUUCGUUUGCCAACAUCAACAGCAGGAAACACUGGGCAACAAAAUCAAACGGGGGAUGUAGACUCAUCAGCUUCAUCAUCUGCAACGUUUGAAGAUAUCAUAAACGAGAUGGAUGCAGAUGAUCUUCAAGCGUCGACAUUGCAGACAAUUGUACAGUCAACAACAGCGCCAAAUGAAUCUUCAGCACCAGUAACUAAUCAUACUGCUCGAGAUUUAGCAGACCUAAUGCAUUCCAUUGAUUCUGAACAACGACGUUUGAAUAAGUAUUUUCAAGAAUAUAUGCGAACAAUAUCACAUAAUGAAUCGUUUGGUGAUGAUUUAGCCGGUCGACGACGUUUUUAUUCGUUGUACAAUGAAUCGCUACAUUUAAUUUCUCAUGUCUAUCAUAAUGUAACUGAUUUCAGUAUCAAUUUGGAGCAACCCUUAGAAACCCGUGACGUUCAUCUCGGAGAACCGACGAGUUUAGCGCCAUCAACUGUUACAACGGCACGAAUUAUGGGUCCAGUCUCUCUUUCUGGAGCAGCACAAAUGGGAUUUCAUCCACGAAUGGCACAAGGUGUAGUGCCCUUCCAUCCUGCGCCUAUGGUUCUUCGUCCAUUGGUGCCUGGCAUGACGUUAAAUAAUACUGAACAGUCAUCAACCGCGUCGUCAACGUCUGCCACCUCAUCAUCGAUGUCGAACAUGCAGCCGAUGGCGUUCAAUCUUGGUGUUCCAUGGACAUUCGUAGAAAUGGUUCCGGCUGGCAUCACACUAAAUCAAGUGUCUGCUCAAAUAGUUGCUGAUGUUCAAGCAUCCGAUGGAGCGUCAUCGGUGCCAGCAGGAAUACAAAAUCUUUCUGGCUUACCGGUGGAUCUCAGCAGUUUACCACCAAAUGCAACUGUGAUUAUGGGUCAAAGACCAGCUAAUGCAAAUGGACAACCUGGAUCUAUACAAAUGAAUGAGGGACCGUUUGAUGCUAAUUUUGCUGCCUCAAUUGCACAACGUGUACAAGAACACUUUGCUCAACUGAGUCGACCAACGGGAGCAGUAGAUGUUGCAAGUGGUCCAACGAAUGUAUCGUUUUCAACACAAUUACCAUCAAAUAACAAUAAUCUAUCAUCGUAUCUUCCUGUAGGUAUAUCAGCAAGGAAUCCACACAUGCCUAUUCAUGCAAGAUUUGUUAUGCCAAACGGAGUUGUUAAUAUGAAUCCUCAAGAUGAACAUUUUGUUCUUGACGAUCAUUCAUUUCGCUCAAGAUCAGCUGAUGCGAGUCCAUCUACUAGUUCCUCUAGUUCAAUAUCUCAGCCACCUACAGACGAUCCAUCACAUCCAGCAACAAUGUUCGCCAUGGCGAGUGGUCAUGACCAUCCACUUCAAGGUAGAUUAAUGAUUCCUGGACAACGAACAACAAUUCUACAAAGCGUUGAUCGUUCUCUACCAUGUUCUUCACGCUAUUUCACUCAUAUGAUACGUUCUCGCACAGCAGGUAAUGAAGUUUUUGGACACGAAAGAGGCCAUCAUGUUUUUACUCGUCGCGGAAGACAUCGUCAUCCAGCUGGUCAAGGCGCAUUUAUUCAUCAACAUCACCCACAACAACACUCACAGUUCUCGUCCGAUACGCCUAAUGAUUUUAUUAUGUCUUCAGGUGGUAUGCCUCCCUCAGGAGUACCAUUAUUUUCCCCAAAUAAUGGACAAUCAUUUAUGACAGCACACUCAUUUGAAAUUCCAAUGGUUAUCUCAGCAUCAACAGAUAUUUCUCAGCAAUCACAACCACAACCAUCACCACAGGAACAAUCCUCAGCGGCAUCGUCUUGGCCAGAUAAUCAACAAACACCGGUACAACCAACGAACAAUCAACAAAAUGCAGAAGCACAACAAGUACAGAAUACAAUUUUAUCCCAAGUUUUAUCACAAAUAUUACCUGGUGUUUUGAGAAGUGGAACUGGUCGUAUAAGAUUGAAUGUAGGUCAAAUGAAUGCAAAUGAAGUGCCAACACCGAUACUUGUUACCAAUAAUGCAAAUUCAAUUCCAGCUGUGAACACAACAGCACAUGAAUCUUCUACAUCCAUACCAGUAUCUGAAACAAACGCAAAUCCAAGUGCAGCAAUGAAUGUAACUCAAAAUCCGAUGGGUCUUGAUUUUACUGGCGUUGCGCGAACAAUUGGAAGCAUCGUUCAAGAAUUAACGUUGACUGGAGCCACAUUUGACUCACUAAAUCCAACAGACCGCUCAUCCAUAGCUACCCCUUUAACCUCCUCAACCACAUCUGCUUCAUCAACAACACCAACAAACACAUCUUCAUCUACGACGACAAUAACUUUAAGUCGAGAAGAUACAAACACAGGACAAAUGUUGAUUGAAUUGUUGAGAUUAUUAGGCAGUGGUCCUGAAAAUCCUGAAUUGAACAAUCUAACGAUUGGAGCAUUUAUGCAACGUUUUGGAGAAGAUUUUGACUCAGGCAAUAGUAAUGAGACAUGUUUAAUUCGUGAACUAUUUUCUGUCAUGACAGCACAAAUGAGAUUUUCUGAUGUUUGGGAUCUUAUACUAGGCAAUCCAAUAGUUGAUUCAAGAUUCAACCAAGCCAGACGAUCAGCUACCAGUUAUUUACAAAAUAAUGUAUUACAUGGAAGACCGAUAACACCCAUGACAAUCGAUGAAUUAUGUGAGAAAUUGUAUCAACCCUUCAUUCAAGAAACCUCACUCAACGAACUUCGCCUAAAACCAAAUAUAAAUUUGGAAAAUGUGAUGAAACGUUUUUUUAUGCAUCAUGGACGUCUUAUUCUCAAUACAAUAUUCCACGAUGAUGAUAACGUGUGGUUUGAUCAUUUUCGCCAACAAUUAAUCUCUGCACGCAAUGAAUAUCUAUCAUUAACAUCACAUUGUUUCGUAGAUGGUGAACCAGCAGCUAUUGAAUAUCUGUUAAAUCGUAAUCGCACUAUAUUUCGUACAACGAACCCAAUAAUUCUGACAUGGAGUGAAACUUAUUUACGUAGAGCUUUAACACAUGCCUUUUCUGGCAUACGUUCAUCACCUUCUAAUAUUUCAUCUUAUCUUACUGAAUCAGCAAUUUCCUCGGCUACUAACAAUGGAGGGAUGUAUACUAUGUCAACCAGAGUUAAUUCAUCACCACAAACAUCAACGAUUGUAAAUAAGACGGAUAAUGGAAGACAACAACAAUUAACAACGAGAACAGGUCAAGAAAAUAACACAUGGCAAGCGAGUUUACCAGAAGAGUGGGUGCCAAUCGUUGUUCGUGAUGUUGUCACUCAAAAUCAUACUCAUCCUCAAUCACCACUCAGCGAUGCUUACAAAGAUGGUAUACCUACAAAACGACGACGUGUAUAUAUCCGUGAAGAUUUAACAUCAACAAAUUUAUUAAAUAAUAUACUGAUUCGUGCCUCUCACUCAUCGAAUACCCAUUCACAAUUACCAGAUUCUGAUAGUAUACGUCAUAUGGCUUCAUCACCUGAGCUAUUACAAACAUUUGACCAAGAAUUAAAACGUCUAUUAGAAUUACGUUUAAAAAAUGAUCGUGAUUAUGAAAAAGUGCACCUCCACAUGCCAAAUACAAAACGGUAUUUAGAAGAAUAA
Molecule: messenger RNA, 4113 nt
Organism: Didymodactylos carnosus
Lineage: Eukaryota; Metazoa; Rotifera; Eurotatoria; Philodinida; Philodinidae
Source: the annotation of a GenBank genome assembly